This is a messenger RNA of Heterostelium album PN500, 2091 nucleotides long. Its product is annotated as START domain-containing protein. The transcript has 3 exons. Lineage: Eukaryota; Evosea; Eumycetozoa; Acytosteliales; Acytosteliaceae. The record is from RefSeq and is a predicted model, not a curated record. The coding region runs from base 1 to 2091 and encodes 696 amino acids. Gene Ontology annotation, molecular function: lipid binding.
AUGACGAAUUUUAAGGAAGAUGAAGUUUUUAAAAUUCCUUCUCAUUUGAGUAAGGAAUUUAUUGAAAAAGAAAAAAUAAGAUUGUGGACCGUUGCUUUGCAGUCUAGACUGGAACUUUCUGCCCAAAUUACCAACACCAAAUGGGUUUUCGUAGGAGAUCAGGGUGGAAUUAAGUAUUGGAAACGUGAGAAUCCACUCAGCAACACUACUCACUCUUCUAAAUCUGAAAUCAUUGUAAACAAAUCUACAAGUACAGUGAUGAGUUUUAUGUCCGAUAUAAAGAGAUUACAUCUUUGGAAUAAAUAUUUUUCAUCAUGUACAAAGAUAACUGAUUUAAUAGAUAACAAGAAUGUCUAUCAGGAUUGUGUUUUGCUGCAUGGAAGUCCGCAUCUCUGGUUGCCCGGAAGAGACAGUUGUUUGGUGAAAUACUCUGGUCCACAUCCCCACUUGCCCAAGAGCUAUGUCCGUGUGAUUCGCUCCGUUGAGACACCGCUCUGUCCAGAGAUUCCAGAGUAUAUGCGUACCCAACUUAUUUCCGGUUUCACAGUCGAGGAAAUUAAUCCGAAUACCUCGAGAAUCACCAAUGUUAUUGUGCACGACUUCAAGGUGUGCAAUCCACCCUCAGUUUGGGACUCAUGGCUAGUUCCCUUCAUUGCGAAAUGCGACAGUUGGACAAUCAACAAGAUGGAAAAACUCAAGCAUUUCAUCGAGUUGGAACCAACUUUCGACGGCGAUCUUCCACAGAAACGACCAACCAAGAAACAACAGAAACAGAAACAAAGAAAGGAAAAGGCGGAUCAACCAUUCAAGAAUUUAGUUUUCAUCAAUAACUUUGUAGAUAAAGAUAGUAGUGAGAUUAUCACAACGACAUCGGUAAUGUCUAAUGACAUUGACAACAACAAUAACAAUAAUAACAAGAGAAAGAUGGAUGAUCAACAAUCCAUCAAAGCAGAACCAAACUUUGACCAACCAAGCCUAUUCUCAUUGAAUCCAAAGAAAAAGUCUGAGGACAUUCUCGAUUUCCUGGACGAACAACAACAUCAUUUCAAUCUAAUAUUCCAAAAGAAUGGAGUAUCUCUCAUGGGUAUGGUCAUUCCAGAGAAUCGAAUUAACUUCACAAAUCUCCCAUUGGAGAAAUCAUCUUUAAACAACAACAACAACAACAUCAUCAAUAAUAACAAUAAUAAUAAUAAGAUCGACAAUUUAAAUAGUGUAAAUAAUUUAUUAAACAACACCAGUUCAAAUGAAGUUGAAAAUGAGCUAGGUGUGAAAUAUCAAGAUAUACAAGACUAUAUCAAUUCACAAUCAGCGCAUAAAAUGAUUUAUGUUUAUAAAGCUGUAUUUACAACACAAUCAUCUCCAUCAUCUAUAUUAUUUUCACUACUGGAUAGUGAUAAGAGAAAGAAUUGGGGACGUCCAUUCGUGACCAAUACCAACGAACUCUGGGAAAAGAACAACAUGGCGGCAAUGGAGAUCAAAUCGCAUUUUAUGAACUAUUUCACGAAUGGAAAGAGUACUACCAUUCCAUUGGACUACUAUAUUCGUGUCAGUCAGCAUAUUUUAGAGAUAAAAGAGAAUACAUUCUCAAAUUUACCUGAUCGAUCGUCCACCAAUCAUUACAACAACAACAACAACAACAGCGGAUACAGUAGUCUAUUGGUCACACUCGAAGAGAGAAGCAAUGGUGACACUCUACUGGUCAGACAAGAGAACUUGGUCGAUGAAAGACAUACCGAGCGUCACAUUGAACUGAUCUUCUUUUUAAACAACAAGAAUUGGGCAUGGUCCAAUGUAAUCGUUGACAAUCAACCAUUGGCGACAGCAGCAACAGCAACUCCAUUUGGUGGACCACCACUAUUGAACACACCGAACAACAACAACAACAACAACAACUUCAACAAUAACCACCAUCAUCACAAUCAAAAUCAACAUCACCAAAAUACAUAUCAAAAAUCACCAAUAGUAAAUUACAACUUUUUAGAUAGAGUGGCAAUGAAUGCCUCAUUGUUCUUCAAAGAAAGCAUCGAUGAAGAACAAUGGAGAGUUCAACAACCAACAACCACUACAUCCUACCAAGAUCACCAUCAUUAA